ACCAAGAAUUAAUAAGAGAUUUCCUACCUUCAGUACUUUACCUUGAACUUCUUUCAUGGAUAUAAUCUCUAUUUUACAUAGAUUAUUAUGUUACUUUAAAAAUUUCAAAAGCCUCUCUGUCCUUAUAAUUGCUGGCUCUCUUUAGUCCGAUGGACAAGAAGAGGAGAAGUUGUAAGGUUAUAUUUUCCAUGAUAGUUCAUGUCUUAAGAAAGAGUCAUUCUUGGCUGGAUUUGAAAAGUCUGUGUAGACCCAACAAAAAUGCAGUUUAUUUAAUAGCUUUUGUUCUGGAGAAACUAAAAUCACACUAGAAUUGUUUCAGUGUUCUGUAAAUUCAAAUUCCAUCAAGUUUUUUGUAGGGCAGAUUCCUAUUUAUCAAGUAUUCACAUCCCCUACCCCUAUCUUCCCAAACUAAUCAACCAACCCUGAAAAGCAUCUUGUUCACUGCUACUUGGCCAGAAUCUGAAGUUUCUGAUCAGAAGAAUCUGCAAUACUCUGCAUUCUGAAGAUGGAUACAGCUAAUGAAGAAGGUGUAGAUCAUGUUCCAUCUCUGGAGGAAGGGAUGAUACAUGGCCCCAAUUUGCAGUUUAUAUUCCCACAUAGCAUCCUAUUUUCUACAUUUCUCUACUGUGCUGAGGUUGCUUCUGCUAUCUACAUGAUUGAUUUGUAUAGAAAAAACGAUGACAAAUUCUGGAUGGCGUUUACAUGCAUUUUUUGCUUUGGCGGAUGUAUUUUGGACCAAUUGACUCUAAUAAUUGUUCAUAAGGACUUAUCCAAGAAUAAACCUCUAGUGUUUUUCAUGCACUUUCUACUUAUGGGACCUAUUCCCAUGAUGGUUUGUCCUAACAGAUGUCUGAAGGCUAUUGCAAUAUAUUUUCAGUUGCUGAAGAAACAGAAAUGUGAAAAAAAGAAAACCUAUGUUAGUACAACACGAAGAAAGAUACUCCAAAAUGGCAAUGAAGUGACAUUAGAGUGGGAGAUUACCCACUUAGUGCGGAUACUGUGCACGCACUAUAAUGCCUUCAAACGUAUGGCAUUGAUUCAAGCCUUCCUGGGGUCUGUGCCACAGCUAACUCAUCAGUUAUAUGUCACCUUUACAGUACGUGAACUUCCCCUGGGUAGAGCUGUACUGAUGACUUGUGCUUUGAUAUCUACCAUCUAUGGGGCUAUCCUCUGUAAUGUGCUGGCCAUCCAAACCAAGUAUGAAGACUAUAAGAUCAACCUACAGCCUCUAGAAUUCAUCUGUAUCACCAUCUGGCGUUGUCUGGAGAUAACCUCACGUCUUGUAAUUUUGGUGCUCUUUUCUGCAUCCUUAAAAUUGAGAGCUGUGCCCUUCAUGUUGGGUGUCUUGAUGAUUCCCCUAUUGGAGCCGUGGAUUGAAUUUUGGAAAAGUGGUGCUAAGUUUCCAAGCAAUACUGAAAAAGAUAUUAGUCGGGUACGCACUCGUACCAUUCUUAUGUUAAUCACUAUUCUCUAUGCAGGUAUUAAUUUCUUCUGCUGGUCAGCAGUGAAGCUGAAGAUAGCUGAUAAAGAAUUCAUUGAUAAAUCACAGAACUGGGGUCACAUGGCUCUACAUUAUAGUAUUCGGCUAAUAGAAAAUGUGAUCAUGGUAGUAGUAUUUAGUUUGCAAGGGGGGGAAACAAUAUUGUAUUGCUGUGACUCAUUAAUUGCCUUACAACUUGUCAUAACCUAUCUGUUAUCCAUUGGUUUCAUGCUCCUCUUCCAUCAGUAUUUGCAUCCACGCUGGUCAGACAAAGCAAUACCAGAAUAUGCUCAGCCUGAAGAAUUAUAAUACUUCUAUAAACAUUUAUAAAAACUAAACAUUAAAAUGAAAGAAAAACACAAA
Molecule: messenger RNA, 1843 nt
Organism: Antechinus flavipes (yellow-footed antechinus)
Lineage: Eukaryota; Metazoa; Chordata; Mammalia; Dasyuromorphia; Dasyuridae
Product: XK-related protein 2-like
Exons: 3
Coding region: 506-1789 (427 amino acids)
Cellular component (GO): membrane
Source: RefSeq, a predicted model, not a curated record